CGCGAUAAAACGGCGGCGUGAGCGUACGACCUGCCGCGGUUUCCCGGGAGAUAACGGAUUCGUAAAUCCAAGAUGGCUGACCCCGAGCAGCCGCAUAGGUGAUACCGCAUUCAUUGCGCCGGUAUAAAGUAUUGCUUUUUCUCCCCGGACCGGCGCUCGUAACUAUUAUCGCUAUUAUCGCUCGCAUCACUCUUGUCCAGACUCCAGAGUCCGUGUGGUUGGUUUCCCUUGUUCCCGCGACAUAUGACCGCACACACACACACACACACACACACACACACUAGUCAUCCCCCCUAACAUAUGUCCGUGCAUUUGUCUCGUUCCUUUUCUUUUGUCGCGACGAAAUUGAAUUAACAGAUAAAACGGCUGACAAUCUGGCUACAUUCCUCGACAUAAAAAUAAAACCAACCCCAUGACCCAGGGACUGUAGUUAGGUUCGUGGAUUCCCAUCUUCGGGUAACGCGCCAUUUGUCUUGCUGGUAUUGCCGGUCGUCGAAAUAACGAUUUAACAUGUCCUCCGGAGACGCGAGACUGAGUCGGAGACGAGGGCAAGCUUCAAAUGGAGCUACAGGUUCUGAUUCUGGUCAACAACAGCAAAGCAAUGAGCAAGAACUGGCCACCAAAAUGCUUCAAAUACAAUCAAAACGUUUUUACUUAGAUGUUAAACAAAAUAGAAGAGGAAAGUUUAUAAAAGUCGCUGAAAUUGGAGCUGAUGGUAGAAGAAGUCAAAUUUUUUUGGCUUUGUCGACUGCGGCCGAUUUUAGAGAUCAUCUUGGUACUUUCAGCGAGUUCUAUUCACAAUUAGGACCGCCCAAUCCAGACACCGUUCCUGAAGAUGGAAAAUUGAAGUCCGAAAUGAUGAUCAAGGACAACCGUCGUUAUUAUUUAGACCUAAAGGAGAACGCUCGUGGAAGAUUUCUUCGUGUCUCCCAGACCAUAACUCGUGGUGGCCCACGUUCUCAAGUUGCUAUCCCAGCGCAAGGGAUGAUUGAGUUCCGUGAUAAUUUGACGGAUCUAUUAGAUGAAUUUGGUACAGAUGAUGGUGGCUUCAAAGGUGACUUGCCUGAUGGUCGUCACAUGAGGGUUGAUAACAAAAAUUUUUAUUUUGAUGUUGGCCAAAAUAAUCGUGGCAUUUACAUGCGCAUAUCGGAGGUAACAACUACGGUUAAAGGAAACUUUAGAACGGCAAUCACUGUGCCAGAAAAGUCAUGGUCCCGCUUCCGCGAUUAUUUCAGGGACUAUUGCGAAAAGAUGGCUGAGUGCAACGAAAAAAGCACUACAGCAACAACUUCAGUGCCAGCUGAAAGUGUCAGUCCACAAUAAACCUCCAUGUAUAAAAAGUUAUAAAAAAAAAUAUAUAAUUACAUUUUUUUUUUCACACAAGCAAACAAAUGAAAUUUAAAAAAUGUUUUAAAUUAAUUUAGCAGGUCUAACGAAUAGUAUAAAAUGACAAGGUGGUGGGGAUGAUAUUCAAUUCGUCCUAAAGGAAUGUGAAUUUACUAAGGCAUCUGAUUUAUGUUCUAAUUGCACAUGAGUUUACCAACUGAUUGUGCAAUGUUAAAGUCUUUUCUAGCUUGUUGUUUAAGUGUUGUUCCAUCUCAUAAUUUCUCCAUUAGUGCAAUAUUUGUUGAACAUUUUUUUUAAAUUCUAGUAACUACCAGAUUGAUGUUUUUGUUUUAUAUUUUAUUAUGAAAAUUGUUGUUUAAAUUUUAUCCCGAAAGUUGACAUUUAUUUUGUUAAAUAUUUUUUUUUAGCUUAUUAAUCAUUCCAAAAUUUAUUCAGUUAUGUUUAUUUAUUUAUUAUUUGACAUUUUAUAAUAAUUAAUGAUUACAUUAUCAAUACUUUCGAGUUAACAGUAAAUCAUUUUAUCAAAUAACAAUUAUGCCUGUUACAUAUUAUUUUUUUUGCCUUAUCAUUUAGUGCUUAAAAAGUUUUAGUGUCUCAAGAGUACAAAAUUUAGACAAAUUUUCCAUAACAUAAGAAAAGUUAAAAAGUUAAAAUCAAUUUAAAUAUAUACAAUUAUAUAACCAAUAUUAUAUGUAUAUAAUAUAAAUGUUUAAUUUUGUAUUAGAUAUUCAAAGAAAAUAUUAUGUGUUUAUUAGGUUUAAAGAAAAAAAAAACAAUUUUAUGUAUGUCAGCUUUAUGUGUACCUAUUUUAUUUACAGAUCUUUUUUCUAGUCUAUUAAAAAUUAAAAUAUUUAUUCUAACAAAAAAAUUAUAAUUUAAUGUUACUAAUUAAGAUUUUUUCACGUACUUAAAAUUUUAUUUUGGAAAAAAAUUUCUAAGGAAUUGUUAAAGUUUGUUGGGUAUGGAUAGUGAUUGGAGGUCAUUGUCCUGAGUGGUCUGUGAUUUUGAAAGUAGAACAAUUGGAAAUUAUAUAUAUUUUUCUCUGUUAUGUUUGGUUCUUUAUCAUGUUGGGCACGCGUUUCACAUAUAAAAAAAUUGAUAUGCUCAAAGCGGUUAUCUAUUUUUUUUUCAGUCAAUUAGAAAAGAUUUGUGGGAAUGUUUAAGUUAAAGGAUGCAAACACACUGCCAUUCUAAAUUUUCCCAAAUUAAACAAUUUCUUUUUAGUUAUUACUUUGUUAACAUUUCAUAUUAUAUUGCAUAAUCGUGGAAAAAUCUAGCAAAUUUUAAAUUUAUACUAUGUUAAAUAAUUUAAAAUAUUUGUAAAUUAAAAGUAUUUAUUAGAUAACAAAUUAAAAAUUACUUUUCCCACUUGAAGAUUAAUUGUAUUUUAACUCACAUGCAAUAGUACCUUCAUUAUAUUAUAUAAUAUUAUAUUCCUUGUUGAUUGUUUUAGAUUUUUUUUUUUUACUUUAUGAAUAUUUAUUUUUCCGUUUGUACUUGUUUUGUACAAAAUUUGUUACCAGAAUAUUAUGAUUUUGUAUAAAACAAGUCACAUUAUCUGUGUCUGGAGCAAAUAAACUAAUUGUAACGUGAAAAGAUAUUUGGACUUGAACUUUUCACUGUACCAAUUAUUUCCUUUAUCUUGAAAAAAAAAGUAAUAAGUUUUCUUUAAUAUCAAUUUUGACCUAAUAAUUGUUUACAGAGUAAUUAUUUUUUUUUUUUUUUUAAUAUAAGCUAUUGUUCUGUGAAACUAUGUUUGAGUUUUUGGAAAAUUUAACCACAAAAUAAAUAUCCAAUGUAUUUAUUUAUCA
Messenger RNA from Metopolophium dirhodum (rose-grain aphid), 3158 nucleotides. It is a transcript of the gene Pur-alpha, whose product is annotated as transcriptional activator protein Pur-beta-B. Gene Ontology annotation, cellular component: nucleus. The record is from RefSeq and is a predicted model, not a curated record. NCBI's taxonomy places the organism in Eukaryota, Metazoa, Arthropoda, Insecta, Hemiptera, Aphididae. Gene Ontology annotation, molecular function: purine-rich negative regulatory element binding; DNA-binding transcription factor activity, RNA polymerase II-specific; RNA polymerase II transcription regulatory region sequence-specific DNA binding. Gene Ontology annotation, biological process: regulation of transcription by RNA polymerase II. The coding region runs from base 511 to 1323 and encodes 270 amino acids. The transcript is spliced from 7 exons.